Molecule: messenger RNA, 1483 nt
Organism: Somion occarium
Lineage: Eukaryota; Fungi; Basidiomycota; Agaricomycetes; Polyporales; Cerrenaceae
Source: the annotation of a GenBank genome assembly
UGAUUGAACUACUCUGAGGCUUAUCCUCUUCGCCUUCCUCGAUCUCACCCUCCUCAGGUGGCGUGACCACAGAGGUCUUCUUUUUCUUCUUCCGCCGCUUCUUCCCGUUUGCGUUCGAUUCGGCCACAGUCGAAUUGGUAUUCCCAUUAGUUUCCAAUUGCUUACUCCUACUCCUGGUAUUGUACCGAGUAUUGGAGGAAGGUCCGCCAUUGAUGACUACUAUGGUGGAACAGAGCUCUGCAACAAACGAGAUAUGGGCAAAAGACUUGACGUACAAGCAUGCCCACGAAGUGGAGCCUUCGCUCAUCAAUAUCUCUUUCGCUCUUCCUAAGGGAACACGGACCAUUCUAGUGGGGGCAAACGGAGCCGGAAAGUCCACUCUCCUGCAGAUCCUUGCAGGCAAGAGAUUGCUUACACAAGAAGGGACGGAUGUUCGUAUCAAGGAUAAAGAUGUAUUCCGUCAGUAUCCACCUGGCGUGACAUUCUUGGGUACUGAAUGGGCGAUGAACCCAGUUGUUCGAGGCGAUAUUGUCGUUUCGGAUUUUCUAAACUCCGUCGGUGGCUAUAGACACAAAGACCGCAGAGACAUACUAUUGGACAUCCUUGACGUUGACCUGGACUGGCAUAUGCACGCCAUUAGUGAUGGUGAACGUCGUCGUGUCCAACUUGUCAUGGGCCUCAUGGGACAAUGGGAUGUUCUACUCUUAGACGAGGUCACCGUCGACUUGGAUGUGCUUGUUCGAGAUGAUCUUCUCACCUUCUUGAAGAGCGAUAGCGAAACGCGCGGUGCCACCAUCCUAUACGCGACACAUAUCUUUGAUGGACUGGAUACUUUCCCCACUCAUGUUGCGCACAUGCAUCUUGGUGCCUUUGUCACUCCACCUACCUCUUGGCCUUUCUCCGAUGUCACAGCUCAUGGGUGUAGCCCCCGGCUUUACAAUGUUGCUCUUGAGUGGUUGAAGAAAGACCGUGCGCACCGACGUGAGUUGGAACGGAAUGGCAGAAAGGCUAGAGGUGCAAAUAAGUCGGAGGUGCCUUCGGACUCGGAAACCUUCUACAGAAAAUACGACUACAGUCACUGAACGAACUUCACCCACUCGACCGCAGCUCAACCUGGAAUACUUUACCAAAUUAACCCGCCUUACACAUAUCAGAAUGCGCUUCAAAGCGCCAUCUCCUAUCACCAUCAUAUUCAACAUUCUUCGUAGUUGAACACUCGCAUUGCAUUCACUUAAUUGUGCCACUAUCAUCAUCCUUUUAUUGUUUCAACAACAAUGUAGCAAUAUAUCAGCAAACCUUGUAGACUACUUUCAACAGGCAUACGGUAUCACAGAAUGGACAUUCUGGGCGUCCUUGUAGCAUUUGCCCACUUCUGACGUCUACCACUGAGGAAGCGGUUUCCUUCUACACGAGGUAGGUGCCUGGACUCUCGCCAGGGUCUGGAACCCUCAGUUUGAGAGUCGAAUUGAGGGUUCGGUGUUCC